Molecule: messenger RNA, 1188 nt
Organism: Eurytemora carolleeae
Lineage: Eukaryota; Metazoa; Arthropoda; Copepoda; Calanoida; Temoridae
Product: condensin-2 complex subunit D3
Exons: 14
Coding region: 214-1188 (324 amino acids)
Source: RefSeq, a predicted model, not a curated record
GAGGAGGAACUAGAGCAGGUGGACCCUCUACCCUUGUGGGUUGACUUUGUGAAUAAUAUUCAGCAGAAAGCUCUGGAUACUUCAGUCUUUGUACGCAAAUCUGCUCUAACAGUGCUUUCUAAUUUAUUACGAACCAGUGGAAACUAUAGUUCAGAGUUACUUCAGGUUCUCUCAAAGCACUGCAGGGAUCCAGCUAUAUCAGCAAGGAAGCAGAUGUUGGUGACAAUGUUUGAUUUGAUCAUUCAAAAUCCUGAAGAAGAGAGGCUUCUAGACUCCUGGGUAAUAGCUGCCUUUCCCUUGGUCAAAGAUGUAGAGUCAAAGAUCAGUGAAAAGAUUAUUGAGAACCUGUAUGAGUGUAUUGUUAUAAAUGUUGUACCUCUUGCAAGAAUGAAAACUCCCCUCCACUCUCUACCCUGGAGUAUACUGAGAGCAGUUGAACGACAUAAUAUGGAGCUCUAUCUUGCACAGGCUGUAUGUAGCUGGGCCAAAGAGAAAAAGAUAAGUGCAGAUCAUAUCAACAACCUGCAGACCUAUCUCGACUCAGAGCAUAGUGUUCAAGCUUGGUUCUAUCUUAGUAUGUUGACCACCUAUAUACCAUGUAGUAAGCCAGGUUUUGUAUUACAAUACUUUAGUACAGCUCUGAAUUCUUCAGAUCUAGGUCUUAGCACUCUUCUCCAGGUCUCAAAGGUUCUGUUAGCAAGUGUGAAUUAUCUCUCUAAGGAGGAACAGAAGACCUUGAAGACGGAUCUCAUUGAUCUAACCUCAAGUUUCAGUCUUCCCGUCGAAAUUAUUCCCAACAGUGUGGAUAUCAUAACUGUUAUACUAAAAAAGGAGAAUAAGGACAUAAAGGUAUAUCAUUCUGCCUUGGAAAGCUAUACAGUGGACAUGUUACUAAAAAUUGAAGAUUUUCUCUCUGAACAAAUUCUCAAGAUUCCAACAUACAAACAUUCAGAGAAAACCAUAUCUAGAUAUAUUGCUACUCUCGGGGAACUGGCCCAGCUAACUAGUUCAAGGAUCUCUAAACGGUUAUUUCUACUAAUACAAAGCGUUGUAUUCUUUAAGCACGGGCAAGAUGAGGACAAGGAGAACCAAGCUGAGGCUGUAUUCUCCCAGGAGGUCACCUGCAGAUCUGGUCUGGGUUUAUCUGAUCUGGUCUGGGUUUAUCUAAUCUGGUCUCGGUUAAUCUGA